AUGAAUAAGUCAGGCCUAGAGUUUAUAGCAGAGAAUGAACCAACUAACCAGCGUGAUGAACCAACAAUAUCAGACAAGAUUGAAUCAAACCAAACACUUGAAGAAUUUUGGUCAAAACAGGACGGUGAACUACCUCGGCAAGUCACGGCUGUGGUUGUCGGUGCCGGACUUCGUGGACAAAAUUAUGCAAACUUUGCUCUAGAUUUUCCAUCUAGACUUAAAAUUGUUGGUGUUGCAGAGCCACAGAAACACAGACGAGAAAAACUACAAAAGUCACAUGACAUACCAGAUGAAUACGCUCUUGAUGACUGGAGUAAAUUAGCAAUAUUGGAUAAAAUAGCUGAUUUGGCAAUUAUUAGUACACAAGAUCAUAUGCAUAAAGAUCCAGCCAUUGCAUUUGCUAAUCUAGGAUAUCAUUUGUUACUUGAGAAACCAAUGGCAGUGAAGGAAAUAGACUGCGAGCAGAUAGCUGAAUCGUGUGAGAGAAAUAAAGUGAUGGCUGCUGUAGGUCAUGUCAUGAGGUAUGUCUACAGGCGUAAAAAUUGA
Molecule: messenger RNA, 546 nt
Organism: Paramuricea clavata
Lineage: Eukaryota; Metazoa; Cnidaria; Anthozoa; Malacalcyonacea; Plexauridae
Source: the annotation of a GenBank genome assembly